Calliphora vicina (urban bluebottle blowfly) is the source of this 8162-nucleotide messenger RNA. It is a transcript of the gene mld, whose product is annotated as molting defective. Gene Ontology annotation, biological process: regulation of transcription by RNA polymerase II. Lineage: Eukaryota; Metazoa; Arthropoda; Insecta; Diptera; Calliphoridae. The record is from RefSeq and is a predicted model, not a curated record. Gene Ontology annotation, molecular function: DNA-binding transcription factor activity, RNA polymerase II-specific; zinc ion binding. Bases 1060 to 7932 code for a protein of 2290 amino acids. Gene Ontology annotation, cellular component: nucleus. The transcript is spliced from 6 exons.
AUGAGUGUGUGAGUAUGGCGGUGUGGAUAUUUUUGUGUGUGAUACUUUACGUUGUAUGCUUUACGUUUAUAUCAGUUUAAUUUUGUAAGUCGUGCGUAUUGGUUGUGCCAAACGGAAAGAAAGUAAAAAGAAUUCUCGUACUGGUUCUUAAGUUUCUCAAAAAAAAAUAAAUAAUCAAAAAAGAAUAAAACAAAACUAUUUAGUUUUUUGUUUGUGUUUAAAAAAAAAAAUUCACUCAUUAAAAUUUAUUGGUGUAUUUCCUUGAUGGUCAUGCAUAAACGUGCUUGUUGAUGUAGCGGUUUCUUAACAAAUUUUGGGUAUUUUACUUUAGUGUCUCUUUGAAGUUAAUGUUGUUGUUAUUGCUGGGGUUUUUUACACCAAGCUAAAGAAGAAGAAGCAGCAGAUACAUAAAUACCAGAAUACCAAAAUAAACAACAACAACAAGCAGACGUCAUUGUUUGUUUAAUGAUAUAAAAUUUACAGCUACAAGAACAACUAUUGUAUGUUGUAGGGAGGGAGGCUGCUGCUACUGCAACUUACAAAAGUUUUUAUUGUGUUUUUCGCAUUUUAAUGCACUGUACACAUUUAAAGCGUUGGCGACAAACUACCAUGACGGAUUCAAACAUUAAAUAAAUAAAGCAAAUAACUUAAAAGGAACAAAACAACAACAAAAAAUUAAAGAUACAUACUACAAUUUUUAUGUUUAAAGCCUACAAAAAGGAAAUGGAAAAAUAAAUGCACGUUUUUAUUACAGAUUUGUAGAAAAUUAAAACACAUCAAAGUGAAAAAAGUAAAGCAUUCAUUUCAAAAUGAUUUUCUAAAAAAAUAAAAAAUCAAGAGUUGCAAAUAAAAGGACUGGUCUUUAAAAAAAACCCCUUUUCAAAAUAAAAUACAAAAGAACGCUACAAAAAUGUUAAAUUGUAUAUUUUAAAUAUAAAGCAAAACAACAAAUCUUAUAUUAAAAAUCUUAAAAUAAAAAAAAAUUCUCAACCAUUUAUCAGCCAGCCAGCCCGUAAAAAUAUAAAGUAACUUAAAACAACAAAAAAAAAAAACACCUUAAUGGACUUUGAGUCAGACUUAAGUUUUCAAAUAUUAACAGACAAUAUGGCAGCCUCUAAGGCACCAACUACCACAACCAACGUUUCUUCCACCUCAUCUACUACAACGUCAUCAUCAUCAUCAUUAAAAACUACACAAGAUAUAUGCCAUAAUUUCCAAGAAUUAUGCCGUAGUUGCGGCAAAACAAAUGCUGAACUAUAUGAUCUCUUUCAAACCACAAAUUCACCAUUUAAUACGUCAUCAACCACCUGUUAUACACAUUUGAGUAACAACUCCUCCUGCUCCACCAGCACCACCACCACAACAACAAAUAAACCCUGCUCAUCCACAGCCGUCGGCAGUGCACAAUCUUCGUCUUGUGCCGCCUCAACAUUUGAUAGUGUGGCCGCAACCGCAAAAGCCACCGCCAAAGGUCAAAGUAAUAUGGAUAAUAUUUUACUAGAAAUGCAAAUAUGGCAAUUAAAGAUUAAAUGUAAUGAUGGUCUACCACAGCGUAUAUGUGCCAAAUGUACGGCACAAUUCUAUAUGAUACAUAAAUUCCGGCGGAAAUGUCUUAAAGUUCAAACACAAUUGAGAGCGCUAAACGAGGAACAAAAAUUCUAUGAAAGACAGCAACAAAUGGAAAAUCCAACAGCAGCCAAGGAUGCUUCUCCAGCAACACAGGCAACAGUAACAGCAACAGCUCCACUAGUUGAGGCCCAUGAUUUCGUUAACGAUAACUAUGGCGAACAGCAAGCCGCCGUAGACAAUACAAAGUCAGCGGUUUCCUUUGUAACCAAUACAGGGAAUACCAAUGAAUCUAUACAAGCCAGCACAAGGGCAACAACAUUGCUGGACAAUGUUGAAACAAUGCCACAAAAAACAGAAGCAAAUGAACCAACUACACCAACUACAUCAGCAGCUCUAGUGUUCAGCGAUAAAACAGUUGAAGCUCUGGAACAUUGUACGGUUACAAGACCAAAGGAUAAAAAGAAACCGCUGUUGAAGGCGGCUGUGUUAAAUUUUAUAAAAACCUCGCCGCCCUUAACCUUACAACAGCCUUUGGCACAAAUAUGUGAUAAUGAUGCAACUGACCACACAAAUGCAAGUAAAAAACUAUGUUUAGAUCAGGAAUUAGUACUAGACAGCCAUAAAAUAUUUAAAACAUUUGGUUGUCCCAACAAAACUAAACAAGCAGCUGAUUUAAAAUCAUGUCAGGAAACAGAUGAGAAAAUGUUACAGGAAGCUGCUCAAGACAUGGAUGAUAAUACUUCUUCAUGUUUGUCAGCUGCAACGGCUAAAAGUGAGCAGCCCAACGAAACAUUAAAAUUAAAAAUAAACCAAGAAUCUCAAAGUUUAUUUAUAACCAAAGCCGCCUUAAAAGCUUAUACAGCUACUUCAAGUGAAAAAGCAGGCCAUAUUGAGGCUAAAAAUACCAACGAUACUAAUAACAAUGAUCAUAGGAACAAACAUCCUUCUACGCAUUGUGAUAGACUGAGUUGCGAGACAACCGGUAAUACUUGCAGUUCAACUUCAAGCUCCACACAAUCUCCCUGCUCCUCAAAAUCAUCCAGCAUCUCAAGAAAAUCUCACAGAACGAGAGUUUUAAGACACAAAGCUGUUAAAUAUGCUGGCAAUAAUAAAAGAUCCGGCCAUUGCUAUAAAUCUAAUAACAUAAUCACCACAAAGAAGAUGACAAAGAUGAUCCUAAAGAAAAAGCUAAGAUCUUGGCAAAAUAAACAUAAAUUCAAGCGUCUAGUUGAUAUUAGAACAAGAUCAUCACCAAGUGCAAUACGAAAACAACAAAUUCAGUCAAAGAAACACAAAGUCUAUAAUAAAAGAAAAUCCCGAACACAGCAAAGCGUCUUACAAAUGGAAGACGAAACAUCAUCGACAGUCUCAACAACGUCAUCAUCGGCAUAUACGUCAUCGUCUUCAAGUGCAACAACACCUGCUGUUACAGAUCUAGCUGAAAAUCUACACAAAACAGGCUCCUCAUCAAUAACACAGGGAAUAUCCUCAAACAAGUCAUCUUGUAUCAUGUGGAAGACUAAAGCAGCAAUGAAAGCAAAUGCCAAUGACAUGCCUGUGGAUGUGGUUGUUGAUAAAGCCCAACCUACUAGCAAUAUACCAGCAAAAACAUCAUUCCCAUAUACAGCGGCCGAAACAGUAACCGGCUCAGCAACAACAUUGUUGUCUUUAGCUACAGAAAACACAGACAAAAGUUCAAAGACCCUUGAUGAAAACCAGAGCAUUAGUAGUAGCACCAACAUCAACCACAAUAAUAACAAUAUUUUAAUGGAGGAACAUUGUUGUAGUACAAAUACGGCAAUGUCUUCGCCACAUAAUCAAGUCAAGGACACUGAAGAUGAAAGCGAACCAAAUCUAAACCACAGCAAUUUAUGGCCGGAAGAGGCCAGCCAAAAACAUAUUAAUGCCAAAAACAAUCAAGCGAACGAAGAUGGAAGGAAGGAAGAAGAUAUUGCAAUUGUUGAAACCAAAUCAAUUGAUGAGGAAUUUAAUGAAACAAACGAGGAUAAGGAACAGGAAAAGCUAAAGGAAGAGGAGGAAGAGCAACAGAAGCCUACCGUCUUAACGCCCUCAGGCAAAACUGGUGGCAUGAAACUAAUAAUACAACGUAAACGAGGGGCUCGUUUCAAAUGUCGCCGCAAAACAGAUGAUGAUCCUCACGCCCACAAUGAUAACAAUGAACCUACAAAAGCCAAGCGCAGAAAAAAGUCCUCACACAACACUAAAUUCCGAACGGAAUCAUUAUUUUUAGAAGAUCUAAAUGGCGACUAUUUCAGGAAGGAAGAAGAAUUGAUGCAGAAACCAAGAUAUUUCGAUGAGUGUGCAAUGGACAGUGAUGAAGAGGAAAAUGUUAAUAGGAAAUCAAAAGUUCCCGAGUUUAAUAGUGAAGAAGAUGAGAACAAAGAAAAUCCCAUUGCUUUGCAACAAGAAUUUGAUAGCGAUAGCAAUAACAGUGUGUAUAGAGAUCCUUUGCUAAUAAAAAAUGAUAUGCUAGAAGAUGAUACUCAGCUAACAGAUUUCCCCAAACCUCAGCUAUCCUUGCAAACCGAAUGCAGCAAGGAAAUGUAUAAAUUAUACAAGGAGAAGGCUAAUUUAGAAAGUCCCAGGAAACUAAUCAUACGAGUACCGCUCACAUCUUUAACACAAGAUUUUAAAAGACUGCAUUUAACCAUGGAUAAAGAGAAACAGGAAAACGAACUGCUAAAUGAUACCACAGAGGAGGAGGAACAGCCGGUUCCAGUUCAACCAAAAGAGCAGCAAGAUGACAAUGAAACACUUGAAACACAAACUAUAACCGAACAAGAAGAGACACCCGCUGAACAAAUCAUUAGUUCGCAAGCAAACACCUCCAGCAGCCAAAGUGAUUUAUUGGGUUUUUCCCAAAACACUGAAACAUCUUCUAGCACUGUGGAUUCUUCACAACCAUCCAUGGAGAUGGUGAGAUAUGUACAGCCACCUUUAUGUUCGGCUUCUUCGAAAAUAAAUGAGUUCAUUAAUGACUUUCAAGCGAAUUGCAUUGAUUCGUCGGAAAUAGAUGAAACCUGUGAUAUGAUACCUCAGUUGGGCCCACGUAUAACACAGGAAUUGAGCGAUGAAAUACGCGAUGUGGAGGAUACUUUAAAUGGCAUUUUAAGCGAAAUGCAUGACAAAGACAUGUACACACCCAGAUCAGCAGAAACCGAUGAGAUUUUCCCUCAUUCUGUAUACUCACCUCUCACAGAUUCACCCACUACGCCGGCUCAUAGUUUCUAUGCGGAAAGUCCUUGCACCAUCAACAGCAAUCCCAUGUCGGUAAGUCCAUUUAUACAUCACAACAUGGACUAUAAUGCCAUGACACCGCAAAGCAAUCAUAGUAGCAUGGGUCAUGGCUCGCAUAUGGGUAGCGGCAGUGGUGGCAGUACAGGCUCUCAUUCGGUUGUGUUUAGUGAACACUUUCCCACCUACACGGAAUGUUUUGAAGAAAGUACGCAAUCGGAAUUGAUAGGUUUCCAAAAUGAUAUACCCUGUUUUGAAAAUAUUGAAAUUACCAAUCCAGACACUGUUAAUGACUUACUAGCAGUACCGGCUGAGUUUAAUGAGGAAGAGGAAGUGGCCAAUAUAGCUGACACCAACAGUAUUGAGCAGAAUAAUGCUGCCGAAAAUGUUGAGGUAAUAGCCCCAACAGAGAUUGUGGAUUAUAUAGAUCUAAGUGACUACAAAGAGGAUUCUGACCAAUUUGUGGACGCGCCAACUACACAGGUUCAAAUGGGAGCGGCACCCGAGAUAACUGUUUCCAAUACAGAUAUACUACCCAACCAAAUACCUUAUAAUCCAACCAAUUAUCAGCAGCUGAAUAAUACGCCAACGAUUCACAUGCAAAAUUCAGCUAAUCCCAUGAUUGCCACCAACACGAACGCACAACCCCACUACAUUGUCACCAACACCAAUCAGGGACCCAUAAUAAUUGCCAAUCCCCAACUCAAUCAAGCUGCAGAACAAAUGGAUGGCUCUUUCAAGCCACACAGCAAUAAUUUGCAAUUUGUUACUUUAGGCCAAGCCAUGGACACAAAUCAUGCUCAAACAAAUCAUUUAAUUCACAAUAAUACAAACGAAAUUAACUGGCCCAACUCAGUCAAUGCCGCAACUACCAACUACACCCAACAGCCUGUUAUAUCGGCAGCCAAUGGCACCACAACCUACUUUAUUAAUGCCAAUGGCGAGCUCUAUCAAGCCAGCAUACCCAACUCCUCACUCAACACGAUCAUUUUACCCAACAACACGGCCCAGACGAAUUUCAACAAAUCUAAUAUGGAUAACAAUGACAAUUAUAUGCAGACACUGCAGCAGCAUCAACAAAGACAACAGCAACAACAACAAAACCAACCUAACCAAUCAUCGCAAUAUAUAAUGUUGGUGAAUAAUUUGGGAGGCAAUCCCCAAUAUUAUGCCACCACUCAUACCAAUCUUAAUCAAACGCUACAAACACCACAGCCAGCUGUAUUAUUCCAUCGGGCUCAAACACACAAUGUAAGAAAUGACACCGAUUACCCGAACAACUCGCCACAACAACAAAGCAACACCAACAGCCCCCCCAAUCAACCAAAGCCAACAGCUCUCACAACUAAAACUACUCAUGUACCUAUAACACCGGCCAUUGAAACGGUUACGGAUCCCAAAUCUGGACAAACCAUGCAUCAAAGAGUAAAUCAACAGUUGCAGCGACAAAUAAAACAACGUCAACUACAACUGCUGCAACCACGCUCCCCCAAUGUUACACAAAAAAUCACACUGGUCUGUCGCUUUUGUCACAAACGUCCCAAAUUCACCAACAACGUGGACUACAGCAAUCACAUUAUUAAUACGCAUCCCGCCGAAAAACCCUACAAUUGCCCGCACUGUCCCAUGCAUUUUUCACGUCGCUUCGAACGGCAACAGCAUGUGGCACAAGUUCAUGGUUCUCGCUAUCAGUGCGCUCAAUGCGGCUUGAGUUUUUGUGCUCAACGCACUUUAGAUUUUCAUUUGCAAAAGUAUCACGCCAAUUUGGGAAGAUCUCAGCAGCAUUUACAACAGCAGCAGCAGCAACAGCAAAACUCCACCUCUACGUCGACACCAGCUACCUAUCAGUUGUUACAGCACAAUCAGCGUCAACGAUUGGUUCGUGUAGAGGAUGUUCAUGUGCAAGUAACCGGCGAGAAUAAGAAUAAACGUUCCAUUGAUCUUUCUUUGGAUGGUAGUGCUGAUAUACAAACUUCUCAAUCUAUGCCAGAAGUGGAAAUAUUAUCAGACACGACAGGAAUACAACAGCAGCAACAUCCUCGUAAAUUAUGUAGUCCUGAUUGUAAGAAUGAUAAUGAUGAUUGCUGUGGUUCCAACAAAAAUUGUGAUCAAACCAACAGCAACGAUACACAAGCAGAAAACAACAGUGCGCAACAACAAUAUACAGGAAGUGAAAGUGUUAAUAAUAAUCAACAUAAUUAUCAUCAUCAAUAUCAACAUGUUACAAUACCAUCGCCAGAACAAACCGAACCAGAUUCAACCACAACAUUACGACACUUUCGUAAACGCCAAUUAUCCGAAAUAUCACCACACUUUGCCACAUCCCCAUCAUCGUCCUCGUUUAACAAUAACAUGGGCAACAAUGACAACCUAGACCACAAUAGUACGGACGAUGUUUUAGCGGGUGAUGGUGGUAGCGGUGGUGGUGCAGGAGGCCCUGCCGAACAAAUUAUGGUGGAGCGUUCAUUACGCGGCAGUCAUAAUUGUCUAUUGUGCGAGGAAUCAUUUACAAAUGAAAUAGCUUUGCGUAAACAUCAUCACAUGGCACAUGGUGCCACACAAACAACAAUCAACACGGCUGCCACAUCAACGGCCUUAGUGUGUACGAUAUGCAAACGUGGUUUUCGUAUGCGCAAUGCAUUGCAACGGCACAUGGAAACACACGAUGCUGAGGGUCGGCCCUAUGAGUGCAACAUAUGUCAAGUGCGUUUUCCGAGACCCUCCCAAUUGACGUUGCACAAACUGACGGUGCAUAAAUUCGAAAAGCCGAAUUCGUGUGAAGAGUGUGGCAAACAGUUUGGCACGGAAAGUGCCAUGAAGGCUCAUGCCGAAGAACAUCAUCAAUAUGGAGAAGAAGCUGCCACAGCAGCAACUGCAUCAUCAGAAGCAUCAUCGUCGUCGUCGUCAUCGACAACAACAACACAAUUGUCUUCCCGCAUAUAUUUAGAUACAAUGACAACAAAAACAAUAUCAACAUCCACAACAAUAACAAAUGAACAAAAUAUAAAUUUACAAACUACAACAUCCGGUGAAGACGAAACUACUGCUUCCACCAACAACAACAAUGCUGCUUUAGAAAAUACUAUUGUCUCAGGACUUGCCACAUAAAAUUUUUUGAUUUUUUUCUCAUUUAAAACUUGUGCAUAUUCUUCUUACACCUAAUUUUUUCUUUUUUUUUGCAAAGAGCACAAAAUACAUAUAUUUUCAAAGUGUAAAACAUUUUUUAAAUAGAAUUUAAGUAAAAAAAAAAAUUAAUUUGUAUUAUAAGCAAUUAAAAAAAGGAAAAGGUUGCCGUGAUAUAAAUAAAAAUAAUGAUAAUAAAUUGUAGAGCAAAGAAA